AUGGAAUCCGAUAUGAACAUCAAUCGAUUAAAAGCAGGAGAAUUAAACUUAGGUACUUCUAUCAUGGCAGUAGCUUUCAAUGGUGGUGUAGUGAUCGGUGCUGAUUCUAGAACAACAAGUGGUUCUUACAUUGCUAAUCGAGUCACUGAUAAACUCACUCAUAUUCAUGAUCGAGUUUAUUGUUGUCGAUCUGGUUCGGCUGCUGAUACUCAAGCUGUAGCUGAUUAUGUUCAUUUAUAUUGUCAAAUGUAUACCAUGGAACACGGUCAUGCUCCUUCUGUUCAUACAGUCGGAACUCUUUUUCAACAAAUCUGUUAUUCCAACAAAGAUAAUCUUUCUGCUGGAAUCAUUGUUGCAGGAUGGGAUUCACAAUUAAAGAAUGGUUCGGUUUACAAUAUUCCAUUGGGAGGUGGAAUUUUUCAACAACCUUGGGCUAUUGGUGGAAGUGGAUCGACUUAUAUUUAUGGUUAUUGUGAUUCGAAUUAUCGUGAAGGUUGGAGUAAAGAAGAAACGGUUGAAUUUGUUAGAAAUGCUUUGGCAUUAGCUAUGUCUAGAGAUGGAAGUUCUGGAGGUACGAUUAGGAUGGCUAUCAUUACAGAAGAUAAUGUAGAAAGGAUGUUUGUACCUGGAGAUAAAUUACCUACGUUUUGGGAAAAAUCAUGA
This is a messenger RNA of Melampsora larici-populina 98AG31, 663 nucleotides long. RefSeq names its product 20S proteasome subunit. The record is from RefSeq and is a predicted model, not a curated record. The transcript has 6 exons. Gene Ontology annotation, molecular function: threonine-type endopeptidase activity. NCBI's taxonomy places the organism in Eukaryota, Fungi, Basidiomycota, Pucciniomycetes, Pucciniales, Melampsoraceae. The coding region runs from base 1 to 663 and encodes 220 amino acids. Gene Ontology annotation, cellular component: proteasome core complex.